This is a messenger RNA of Acaulospora colombiana, 634 nucleotides long. The record is from the annotation of a GenBank genome assembly. Lineage: Eukaryota; Fungi; Glomeromycota; Glomeromycetes; Diversisporales; Acaulosporaceae.
AUGCCGGAUAAUACGGGGAAGGCGACUGGGUGUGCCCCCACCCAAGAAAUUAUGACACGUUCCAAAUCUUGGACUCGCAUCCUCCUGAUUAACUCAGAGACUCGCUGCAUACACGAAAUUGUGGUCAAACUCCCGUCUGAGAUCACAAUGGGAGACGCGCCUUCGGAUCCUGUUAAAGCUCGCUCCAGUUUCCUAUCGAGUUAUAUGAGCAGUCACGCGGACACGCUCGUUGCAUACGUGCUAUACUUUGGCAAAGUCAAAGAAACACCCUCUACAGCUAAAAUGACGAGUAUAGAUCAAAAUAAAAUGGAUCUAUCCUACCAAGUCAAAGGGUCAGAAGAGUGGAAAUCCGUCUCUGUCGAAUUUGAUCCUCCAUUGUCCGGCUACGAGGCAGUAAAACCUCGGCUCAUGCAAAUGAAAGCGGACGCUGAAGAGGGACUUGGAAUGGCCAAAGCCCCUCCGUUGACGACAUUUUCACUCAAACCUGGCUCAUUUCGUGCCCUCCCGGUCCUAUUCAUCCUAGCCGUGUUCUCGUUGGCACCCUACCACGAAAGGGUGAUCACCAAAGAAGAGGUCCCACCUCUUCUCUAUCCACUCCUCCCUCACGCCAACACCGCUCUACACUUUUUGACAA